Molecule: messenger RNA, 5285 nt
Organism: Ixodes scapularis (black-legged tick)
Lineage: Eukaryota; Metazoa; Arthropoda; Arachnida; Ixodida; Ixodidae
Gene: ninaC
Product: myosin-IIIb
Exons: 34
Coding region: 132-4316 (1394 amino acids)
Biological process (GO): protein phosphorylation
Cellular component (GO): myosin complex
Molecular function (GO): ATP binding; protein binding; protein kinase activity
Source: RefSeq, a predicted model, not a curated record
CGGGAGCAGUGUGUCGUCUGCAUUUGCUUGGAUAGGGUGCCGGCUUGGAUAGCACACGUCGCUGACGGUUCGGUGCCUGUCGAGAUGACAUCUGCCCGCGCAAGGCAGAAGGCGACCCGGAGACGCGCUCAAUGAUGGAAGACUCUCACCGGUACCGGCUCCUCAAGCCCCUUCCUCUCCACACCGGGAAUGGCUACGACGGCGGAGCAGGCGGGGGCGGAGUCGUGGAGCACGACCCGAAGCUGGCGGCCUACUACCGGGGCAUCUCCAAGCACCUGGACCUGCUAUCGUUGCCGGCGCCCGGCGACCGGUUCACGUUGGUGCAAGUGGUCGGGGAGGGUACCUAUGGAGAGGUCUACGCCGCCAGGGACAAGCUUACCGACCGGCUGGUGGCGGUCAAGAUCAUGGAGAACAUUGCGGACAACGUGGAGGAGAUGGAAGAGGAGCACCGGGUGCUCCGGGACCUCUGCGUGCACCCCAACAUCCCGACCUACUUUGGCAUCUUCUUCCAGCCGGCCGCCUGCAGGGAAGACGACCAGGUCUGGUUCGUCAUGGAGCUUUGUACGGGCGGCUCAGUCACAGAUCUGGUUCAGGGACUUCGGAAAGCGAACACCACUCUACCAGAACGCACCAUCGCCUACAUUCUGAGGGAAACCAUGGACGCUUUGCGGUUCCUGCACACGCACCACUGUAUGCACCGAGACGUAAAAGGCCACAACAUCCUGCUCACGGAGACUGGGAGCGUCAAGUUGGUCGACUUUGGCGUUUCUUCGCAUCUGGACGAAACCAUGGGCAAGCGGAACACGUCCGUGGGUACCCCUUACUGGAUGGCACCAGAGGUGGUGGCCUGCGAGCGUCAGCUGGACUACUCGUACGACAUCCGGUGCGACGUCUGGUCCCUGGGCAUCACGGCCAUCGAGCUGGCGCAGGGGGAGCCGCCGCUCGCCGACGUCCAUCCCAUGCGCGCCCUCUUCCAGAUACCCAGGAACCCGCCGCCCAAGCUGAAGAACCCGGCCGAGUGGUCCGAUGAUUUCAACAGCUUCCUGUCGCUAUGUUUGGUGAAGGACUACGAGAAGAGGCCCCUGAUGUCCGACCUGAUGAGUCACAAAUUCAUACAGCAAGUUCCCAAGCACCCCGAAGAGAUCCGUCAGGAACUGGUCCGAAUCCUGCGGGCCCAGCACAAGGUGGGAUUCUGCAAGAGGUUACCGGAAGUCACCACCAAGCAUGGACAGCUCAAGACGGACCGGAAGUCCAGGCCGCAGCCCAUCCUCAUGGACGACCUCUCGGCUCUCGAGACCCUCACCGAAGAAAUCAUCGUGGAUCAGCUGUACCAAAGAUACAUGAGGUGCCAGAUCUACACCUACAUCGGAGACAUCCUUCUGGCCAUGAACCCUUUCCAGAAGCUCCCUAUUUAUUCCGAAGAGGCAUCCCUCAAAUACCGCAACCGUGCCAAACUGGACAACCCACCCCACAUCUUUGCGGUGGCUGACAGCUCCUACCACAACAUGCUGCACCAGAAGCGAAAUCAGUGCAUAGUCAUCAGCGGUGAGAGUGGCGCGGGAAAGACAGAAAGCGCAAACUUCCUCCUCAGACAGCUCGUUGCACUGGGAAAGGCAACGAACAGGAACUUAGAAGACAAGAUCCUCCAAGUCAACCCCAUCAUGGAGGCCUUUGGAAACGCCAGAACGGGCAUCAACGACAACUCCAGUCGCUUUGGGAAAUUCCUCGAUUUGACCUUCACGGAGCAGGGCAAAAUCACCGGAGGAAAGCUCUCGGUAUACCUCCUGGAACAGUCGCGGGUGGUCUGGCAGGCAUCGCACGAGCGCAACUUCCACAUCUUCUACUACCUGUACGACGGCCUGGCAGACAUACGGCAGCUGGGGACUUAUUUUCUGGACACGACGGGAAGACGUCAGCACAGGUAUCUCCAAGGAGCGGCGUCUGACAAAGAAACAGCGUCUGCCAACGUGGACAAGUUCAACAACAUCAAGCAAGGAUUCCAGCUCCUUGGCUUCCGAACAGCAGAGACGGAGACCAUCUAUCGCAUCCUGGCCGCCAUCAUCCACCUAGGGGACAUCGAGGUUCGGGCAGCGGAAUCCAACUUUCAGAACGACACCUGCGUCAUCACGAACGCCGAGAAGAUACCCCUAGUGUCCCAGCUGCUCGGAGUGCAGAGCCACGCCCUGCGGGACGCGCUGGCGUCCAGCAGCCUGGUGAUGCGCGGCGAGGUGAUCACCCGCUGCAAUUCGGCCCAGGAAGCCGAGAGCGCCAGGGACUCGAUGGCCAAGGCGCUCUACGCCAGACUCUUCGACUGGAUCGUCAACCAGACCAACCGGCACCUGUCGCUCGGACGCAUUGCCAUAGGUCUCCCCUUGUCCGUGGCCCUGUUGGACAUCUUCGGCUUCGAAGACCUGCAGAAAAACUCCUUCGAGCAAUUGUGCAUCAACAUCGCCAACGAGCAGAUACAGUUCUUCUUCAACCAGCACGUCUUUGCCUGGGAGCAGCAAGAGUACCUGAACGAAGGACUGAGCGUGCAACCGAUCUCCUUCGGCGACAACCGUCCAGUCUUGGAUAUGUUCCUGGGUCGGCCCCUGGGGCUGCUUGCGUUGUUGGACGAAGAGAGUCAUUUCCCGAGCGCUACGGACCAGUCACUCAUCGACAAAUUCCACAACAACAUCAAGUCCAAGUACUACCUCCGGCCCAAGUCCAAUGCCCUCCAGUUCACCAUAAGACAUCAUGCUGGAAAGGUGCUGUACGACGCCCGGAGCUUUGUGGAGAAGAACCGCAACUUCCUCCCGACCGAGAUAGUGCAGCUGCUCCGGCAGUCCAAACUCCCGGUGGUGCAGACGUUGUUUCAGUCCCCGCUCACCAAGACGGGCCAGCUGUACACUCCCUCGCAGUACACCUGCCAGAACAUGUCGGCGCAGAGCCUGGUGAGUCAAGCCAAGGCUCUGCAGACGACCACCACGUCGUUCCGCUUCUCGCUGAUGGACCUGCUGCAGAAGAUGAGCGCCGGGCUACCCCACUUCGUGCGAUGCCUCAAGCCCAACGACCACAGAGUCGCCGCAGGCUUCUCCAGGGAGAAGGUGCUCAGGCAGUUACGGUACACGGGCGUCCUCGAGACCAUCUACAUCCGGCAGCAAGGGUUCUCGCACCGGUACUCCUUCGUUGAGCUGCUCAAGAGGUACUGCUUCCUGGCAUUCAGCUUCAACGAAAAAGUCAUUGCCAAUCGCGAAAAUUGUCACCUGCUUCUGUCCCGGCUCAAAAUGGACGACUACGCCAUCGGAAAGUCGAAGGUCUUCCUCAAGUACUACCACGUAGAAUACCUGUCACGACUCUACGAGCAGCAAGUGCGCAAGAUCGUGGUGGUCCAAGCGGCCGUCCGGAGGUGGCUUGCCAAGCGCCAAGUCCAGAAACGGCGACUCGCCAUGGCCCUCGUCACGCAGAGAUGUCAGAUGAAGCUGCACAGAAACAGAGAUCCCCCAGUGCGAAGGAAAGCGGCGGCCCACAAACUCGCUGAGCCCCAGGAUGCAAGCUGGAAGUGCUUGGAAAUUCUGGACUUCUGCCAUAAGGCUCACCACGGCCCAACCAACCGGGCGCGUGGCCUGAAGAAGCCCCAACCCAACAACAGCAACCUGACGCAGCUCAUCAUGACUUGCCACCGAGUCUCCGAACUGGGACCGAGAAAUGUACAAGCCAUUGUGGAAGAGGUGCCCGUGCCCAGUGAACGGAGGCUCAACGGCCGCUGCAAGAAGCAGGACCAGCAGCUGCAGCAGAGGCCACAGCCCAAGAUGCCUCUGCACCUCAACAACUUCGACCAAAUCUGCAGCCACAAGGUUCCCAGCAACUCCAGGAUACCUCAGUUGACAGAAGCCCCGGUGAAACCGGCGCCAAGGGAGCUUCGUUGCAAACCCGAGGAAGAGCCGAGGCGUCAAGACGACGACAGCCAAUCAGCUUCGGGAAAUUCGAGCAGCUCCAGCAUCGGCGCCAGACCGACGAUGGUCGAAGUCGAGAUGUGGUGGCAGGAUGGAUCGCUCAAAGAAAACCAAGUCAGGCAACCUGAAACACCGACGAGGCCGGUGCCAAAGGUGGCGGCGUUGGCCCCCGAGUGCGACCCCAACCAGGGGCCGUACCAGUUCAAGAAGAUCCUGCGGCGGCCCACGCCGUCACCCCAGCCCUCGCCGACCAACCAGACGCCGGGAGUGUUUGACUUCCGCAAGCUCCUACGCAAGACGGACCACGCGCCGACCGAGACCCUGAAGCGUUGCAAAGGGCUCCUGUCGACGAGAUCGGUGUCGUCGGCCACGGAUUUAUGACCAACUUAGUCCCAGCCUGAUGCCAGCAUGUGCCGACCUGCUUCCAGCGUAAGCCGGGCUGUUGCGAGUGUGCGUCGGCGUGCUGCCAACUUGUGCCGGCCUGGUACCAACGUGUACCGACCUUCAUCCAGCUUUGCCGGCCUGACGCCGACUAUAAAAAUGUAUGUUAUGUGCUGGUGCGAACGGAGUGCAGAGGCAACUAGUCUUACCUAUCCGCGUCGAAAAAAAACAGCUUCUCAAUGUCUCCGUCUCCCCUUGAAUUCUCGUGAAUCGCAUCCACAUGACUAAAGGUAGGAAUAAACGACGAAACUGACUCGCGUGCGGGAAUUCAGACAAAGUCGCUUGCUUUGAAAAGUUCACCAACCCCUCGUCUGUCGUCAAUCUCGCCAGCUUCCAGCAGUCAUGACUGCGGUUUAUGUGGACGAAGCAUUGUGCUGAUCUACGCCUUUGUGCCUAUGCAAUAAUCGCACAGCUUGUUUCGUCCAUUAUAGCUCGAUGUAUUUUUUUUAUCAGUAAUACAUACUAAUUCAUCGUCAAGCUGAACGAUAAACAGUAUGUCUUAGGAAAGUGUGCGUGACACUUAAAUUCCAUCUUACGAGCAUCAGACGUCUGAAAUGUGGUAUUAAAAAAAAGGGGGGGGGGGGCCAGCUUAUUAAACAGAGUUACAUGGUGGACAGAAACAAACUUUGCACUUGUGUACAUGCCGCUUCUGUAAGCUGGCUGUGUUUCGUGACUUGAAAACAAACGUGUACCUAACAACCUACCUUCCUCAGGGCGCUUGAGCAACUACCACGUUGGCAGCAAAUGACCUCCAAUGCACAUGCGGGGACAAGUGUGUGCAAUAUAUAGCGUGCAUUUAUUGCAAUCAAAACGUGAACCUUUGUACAUAACGAAUGAGACUGUACAGAAGAUGUAAAAAAAAAACACAUUAAAACCAGAGUAUUGAAAAUAAAGGCCAACAAAUAUGUC